UUGUGAUUUCACUUGAAGUGAUACAGUAAUUUGGUGAUUGCUUGUAGUACUGCGAAGAAAUGAAGCGUAUUGGAGUUCCAGUUACAAAGCAUAUUUUUAUGGCACAAAUAAAUGCAUAUGCAGCUUGUGGGCAAAUUGAGAAGGCAAAACAGGUAGUCUUGGACAAAAUGAUACAUGUUUGCAGCAUAACUGAAAUCAAGAGUGUGCUCGUGUCAGCUCUUGCGUUGAAUGGGAUGAUGCCUAAUGCAUUAAACCUUUACAAGGAAAUCAAGAAAAAUGGGGGGACUUUGGAACCUAAAGCUGCUAUCGCUCUCAUUGUAAGUUUACGACAGAACCUUUGUUUUCUUUUUUCCUAUAACUACAAUAAUCUUAAUUAUCAUCUUUACUAUCUCUUGGGAGCAUUUUACAUCCGAGGGAGAGUUGAGUAUAUUACUUCAAGUAUGGGAGGAAAUACAGGAUCCAGACUAUUGGUUUGA
Messenger RNA from Hibiscus syriacus, 476 nucleotides. Its product is annotated as pentatricopeptide repeat-containing protein At4g21880, mitochondrial-like. The record is from RefSeq and is a predicted model, not a curated record. The coding region runs from base 60 to 476 and encodes 138 amino acids. The transcript is spliced from 2 exons. Lineage: Eukaryota; Viridiplantae; Streptophyta; Magnoliopsida; Malvales; Malvaceae. Gene Ontology annotation, molecular function: protein binding.